Molecule: messenger RNA, 1872 nt
Organism: Danio aesculapii
Lineage: Eukaryota; Metazoa; Chordata; Actinopteri; Cypriniformes; Danionidae
Gene: aup1
Product: AUP1 lipid droplet regulating VLDL assembly factor
Exons: 12
Coding region: 153-1436 (427 amino acids)
Cellular component (GO): membrane
Molecular function (GO): ubiquitin binding
Source: RefSeq, a predicted model, not a curated record
GCGCUUCAUCUAGAAACAUCAGCCGCGUCUCAACAUGGCGAAAAACAGCACAGGCUAAUAACGGCUAGCGUUUCUCCCCCUCUCACCUUUCGUUUAAGCCCGAGGAAUAGUAUGCAGCAGCCUUUGAAAAUACCACAGAAAGAGUUUAAAUAAUGGAAACGCGGGGGAUUGAGCAGAUGUUCGACUUCCAGCGGUUACCAAAUGAUCGCUUCAUCCUGCUGCUGCUGUUGCUGUACGCCCCUGUCGGCUUCUGUUUGAUGCUACUGCGAAUAUUUAUUGGUGUCCAUGUGUUUCUAGUGAGCUGUGCAUUACCUGAUAGUAUUGUCAGAAGGUUUAUAGUGAGAAUAAUGUGUUCAGUGCUGGGUCUGCAUGUUCAGCAGAACAGCCCACGCUUAAGGGACAAAACUGCCCGACUUUACAUCUGCAAUCACGUUACACAUUUCGACCACAAUAUUAUCAACCUCCUGACCUCCUGUAACACGCCACUGCUGGAGGGCCCUGUGGGGUUCCUGUGCUGGGCAAGGGGUUUUAUGGAGCUGGGUCAGGGUGUAGGGAGCAGGACGGAGCUAACGGAGACCCUCCACAGGUAUUGCUCCUCUCCUGACACUUUACCCCUCCUGCUCUUCCCAGAGGAGGACACUACCAACGGCCGGACCGGCCUCCUCAAGUUCAGCUCUUGGCCUUUCUCUGUGUCUGACUCUAUCCAGCCUGUGGCACUGCUGGUGAAGAGGCCUUUCAUCGCUGUGAGUACACCAGAAUCUUCAUGGCUGAGGGAGCUGCUGUGGACCUUUUUUGUACCGUUCACAGUGUACCAUGUAAGAUGGCUUCCACCAUUGUCUAAAGAAGAUGGUGAAACACAUCAAGAAUUUGCCAGCAAAGUCCAAGGGCUUCUGGCCACCGAGCUGGGUGUGAUCUCAACGCAGAUCACCAAAGCAGACAAAGCCGAACACAUCAAAAGAAAAAGACACAGCGCCUCUCAGACUGCACAUUCAAGUAAGAACGGAUUCAAUGAUUUGGGUGCCAGACCUCGCACAGUGGCACAGGGUUUCCUGGGCACAAGUGUCGAAGACUCACGGAUAGCACGUUUGGUGCAGCAGGUGAAAGAAGUGCUGCCGGACGUCCCAGUAUCGGUCAUCACCAGAGACUUGCUACAGACCAACUGUGUGGACACAACCAUAACCAACCUGCUGGAGCGAACUGACCAGUUCAACUCAGAAGCUGCUGCGGCAAUGCCUUCGGGUCCAGGGAAAGCAGCAGCUUCCUCCACACCAUCUGCAAUGGUCUCCUCACCUAAUUUAAAGCCAGCUGCCAAAUCGUUCGGGAGAUCACCCAUAGACAGACACAUGUCUCUACAGGAGAGAAAAGAAGCCUUAUAUGAAUAUGCAAGAAGACGGUACAUUGAAAAACAUGGACUGAACAAAGAGGACGAUCUAUGACCAUGGACAAAGACACACCUGAUGAAUUGUUUAGGAAAGACAGCUGCUUUACGCAAAAUCCACGCAGACAAAAUGAUCGAGUUGACCCAGAAUGAUACAACCAUUGUGUUCACCACACAUGCAGAGAGAAGACUGGAUUGUUUCCUUUCUCGUUUUUUUUGUUUUGUUUUGUUUCUUUGUUAAUCUUCUUGCAUGGCAAUCAUGCAUGUCUUUUUAUGAUUUCUCUCUGCAACAGAAAACAAUUAUUUUGGUAAACAAUUUGUAUUAGGACCCAGUGACCUUGGCACUCUUCAUAUUAUUUUUAUAAGGUCUUUGGGUAGAGAAUAAGAGCUCGGAGAGGUGGCAGUGCGAUAUCUUGAGGUUUAUUAUGUUGUUAAGGAUACGUGUUGAUGCAAUAUCAGCUUUUAAAGACAUUAAAGAACAUAGAAAUGCUGAA